Messenger RNA from Eriocheir sinensis (Chinese mitten crab), 6076 nucleotides. It is a transcript of the gene rush, whose product is annotated as pleckstrin homology domain-containing family F member 2-like. Bases 481 to 1836 code for a protein of 451 amino acids. The record is from RefSeq and is a predicted model, not a curated record. Gene Ontology annotation, cellular component: early endosome. Gene Ontology annotation, molecular function: phosphatidylinositol binding; metal ion binding. NCBI's taxonomy places the organism in Eukaryota, Metazoa, Arthropoda, Malacostraca, Decapoda, Varunidae. The transcript has 10 exons.
AGUAAUGCCUGAGUGACGGCCAUUCCCGGGAAGACGGUGUAUGGUGACUCACGUACGUUCCCUUGCCACACAUGAGAUAAGAAAAAAGCUAGUUGUUAUCGUGGCACUGUGGUAGGAUGUGGUAAAAAUAGGGGACACUCGGUUAUAAUAGCAGUCUUCCUGGGUUAGUGUUUUGUGUAUGAACUCGUGAAAAAUAGUGACUCGCGUAUAAAUUGCCACGGAAAUAAGAAGAAACUAGAUAUAUAUUAGUGGUAGUGUGGUUAAAUAUAGUGAAAAUACAAGAUAAUUAAAGUUAAGUGGUUUGACUUGUACAGGAACUUGGGGACAGUGACUCACGUAUUACCUUGCCACGAAAAUAAGAAACUAGUUGUAUUAGUGGUAAAGUGGUAAACUAUAGUGAAGAAAACAGAAGACGAAGCUAAAGUUUUCCUGGGUUAAGUGUCUUGUUACAGGGACUCGAAUGCAGGCAGGACAACAAAGAUGGUGGACAGACUCGUGAACAGCGAGGCCAAUGCUCGCCGGAUCGCCAUGGUGGAGUCCUGCUUUGGCACGGCAGGACAGCCACUCAAUGAGCCGGGCCGCGUGCUGGUGGGGGAGGGCGUGCUCACCAAGAUGUGCCGCAAGAAACCCAAACCUCGCCAGUUCUUCCUCUUCAAUGACAUCCUCGUCUAUGGCAACAUCGUCCUUAAUAAGAAGAAGUACAACAAGCAGCACCUCAUACCCCUGGAGGAGGUUCAGCUCUCCUCCUUAGAAGAUGAUGGCCAGUUCCGCAAUGGCUGGCUCAUCAAAACACCCACCAAGUCCUUUGCCGUCUACGCUGCGACUGCCACGGAGAAGUCAGAAUGGAUGGCCCAUAUAAACAAGUGCGUCUCGGAUCUACUGAGGAAGAGUGGCAAGAAGGCAGCUGAGAACCAUGCAGCAGUGUGGGUGCCCGACAGUGACACCUCCAUCUGUAUGCAUUGCAAGAAGACUCAGUUCACCCUCAUCAACAGACGGCACCACUGUCGCAAGUGUGGCAAGGUGGUGUGUGGCCCGUGCUCCAACAGGAAGAUCGUUCUGCAGCACCAGUCCAGCAAGCCCCUGCGAGUGUGUCUUUCCUGCCAUGAUGAACUCUCCUCUGCACAGACCCAACCCAGCGGCCACCCUAAUAGUUUUGACACCAUGGAGGGCGAGGGCUCACAGUCUGAUGGGGAUAAGGACUCUGAUGAUCUCGACAUAGUCCUUCUCCGUGACCCCUAUGACCAUCCUGCCCCUGCUGCCUCGCCUGAUGGCCCUGCACCCCCGCCCCGCCGCACUAGCCGAGGUCAAAGCCCCACAGAACCACAGAAGCAGACCACUGAGAAAGAGAAAAAGGAGGCAUCUGACCUGAUUGACCUGAGUGGCGGUCUGUUUGGGGAAGCCACAGGGGAGGGGGAUGAGGAUGCUCCACCCCCAACCCUCUGGUGGGAUGAUAUUGACUUGAAGGAACCAGCUGAAGGCAAUGGUGGUGAUGGUGAUGAGGAUGAUGAUGAUGAUGGUGGUAAUAAUGAGGAAGAAGGUAUGAAGGAGCGCGCCAACGACUCCUCGGGUGACGACGACUCAGAUGAGGACACUGAUGACCCCUCCCUGCAGAGCCCCCAGUCAGUCACGGAGACCAUGACCUUUUACGAGGGGGGAGAGGCCAGCAAUGGGGAGACACAGGCCGCCUUAGAUGUCUCCACUGCCAGUGCCACCUCGUCCUCAGAGAAGAUGGACUCUCCAGCCGCCACCUCCAUCGAUUCCACUCCAUUUACCACUCCCACUGACUCCACUCCAACUGCCAUCAGUGACACGCCAGCAUCACCCAUGGAGCAGUAGGCCAGUAAUCUGAUGUAACCAGUUUGUAACACUUGUUUUUCCAGGCCUUCAUUGUCACCAUUUUUCUGGAAGGUACCAUGAAAUCAAGACCUCCUCCUCCUCCCAUAUUUUACAAGAAUUUUUGGAAGGGUGAAUAUCCAGUCCAUGGAAGUUUCCUGGCAAAGUGUGAUGGUGGUGGUGAGGGCAAGUGACAUCAGUCCAUGGCUAGCUACCCACUAAGGAGACUGGUUCAUCCUCCCCCUCGGCAAGUACCCCACGGCCCAACUUGAGUUCGGUGAUGGCGCGGGUUUGUGAUAUAAACUUUCCGUCACGUGUAUGUUGAUGGCUGCUUGCUGCCGUUGCCGUGUUGUUCCUGCCACUCGUAGCCUUCCUGAGUAACUUAGUAGUGCCUGCGAGGCUGCCUAAUCAAGUCCUGAGUCACCAGCCACUUGUGUCCAUUUGCAUCAGCAGGGCUUUUUUUAUUUUUUUUUUUAAUUGCAGACAUUUUUAUUUGAAAGUUUAAGGUAUUUUAGUGAGUGGAAGAAGUAUUGUGAUAGAGGUGUUUUAAUGCAUGAGUGGAGGUGGUGGUGUGAUAGCAUGUUUACCUCAACAAAACUCACUCUGGCCCUGAUAACAAAUGGAGAAUGGCUAGCAAAGAAUUAGGAGUAAAGAAUCAGGGGUGUUAAUCUUCCACAGUUGCCUUUUUGCUAGUGCAGGGUUUGGGUUUAGUUUUACCCUAAAACUAUUGGUGUUUAUUUCAUGAUCUGAACGUCUGAAGUAAGAGUUAGUUGGCUAAAGCACCGUUGUAUUUGUUUGUAGGCCGUGGAGCUAUGGGGCAAAGUGGAUGCGUUCUCAGUGUUUUGUUUCACUUUUUUUCUUUUCGUCAUCUGUUAUUUCCUGUCCCACAUGCUCACCAUAAUUCUAUGCUUAAUUUUAUAGUGGUUCUGUUUCCAUUGUCUGUUCGAGUAUUUGUAUGUGAUUGUUUGAUUUAGAAGUAUAGUGAUUAUUUUACAUAGGGAGUUUAUCAUAUGUAGGGAUUAGGAAAUACAUUUUACUGUAGGGUGUGUGUAUGCACAGUGGAUGGAAAUUGGAGUGGAAUUAAGGGUUACAGUUAAGCCAUCUUGUAUCAGCUAGUGCCUAAAUAUUAGAGAAAGACACACACACACACACACACACACACAUUAAUACAGUAGAACAAAUAUCCUUAGUUUUGCACCCAUGGUUAUCACAAAGAAUUCUGGUGCACCUUGAUUUAUGAGAUACCCACACAAUGCCACUCCACUCGUCCUGCCUUUAUAGGAUAUCAUACAAACAGGGAACUGGCCUUCAUAGAUGGGGUGACCCUUUCCUCCCUUAGUAUAGAAAUCUUUUAGUGCCUGAACUCAGGGAGGCCCUCAAGCUUGAUCCAUGAGUUUGUGUAUAUGGUGGACAUCGUGUACACACUAUCACUGGCUGUUAUGGCCUUGCAGUGAUGGGUUUUCAUGGCAUUGUGUGAACAGCAAGCCCUUGAAUAGUUUAUAGUCAGGGAAAUGAAAAGGAAAAUUAUAAAUCAAAACAGCCCUUAAAAUCAUAGAUCCCAUGAUUAAUAAUUUUUCUCAGGGUAAUUUUUUUUAUAUUCAUGGAUAGGUGGAUUUGCAUUCAUCAGGGACUGACUGUAUUUUCAUUACUAAAACAUAUUACUUCCUUGCACAGCCUUGCAUCACUGGCAUGCAAUUGUACAAAAGAACACUGCAAACAAACUAGGUUGAAGUUAGCCUGGUGUGCUGUGCUAUACAUUAGGCAUCUAUUCCCUUCACUAUGUAGAUUGGUAAGGGCGACAAGGAAGAACUUCUCAGCAACCAUGUUUUCCUUUUCACUCUGGCUGGAACCUUUGUACUCUCUCCCUCUUGUUGUUGCCAAUUAAGAACCUUCAUUCUAAUUCAGCAGCUGAUUUCCAAGCAGUCAGCCCCUCAGGUCAGCCCAUAAGAUAUCUAAGGGGACUGGACCCCUGACUGUUGAAUUUUCACAAAUUUACUGUCUGUCCAAGAUGAAUCAGUUGAGUGUGAACUUUUUAUUAGGGUAUUUUACUAUUAACAUUGGUGUAUUAGGCAAUAUCUAAUCAAAUUUUGGCACAUAGGAUGUGAGCUCCUUAUUCAGCAGGCAUAAUGCUUUGCUCUGAUUGACUUUAUAUUAAUCUCUGCAGCUUUACUGUGCCUCAAAGUCAGUGAUUUAUGGAAAGUUUACAUCCAGUCAAAGGGUUGUGGGGUUAGUUAUAUUGAAUAAUUCAUGUUCAGAGAUUCUAAAAAUAAGAUAUAUUAAUGACAUACAAAGAAAGUCCACUUUUUUGGUUUCCCGAUUGCUUAAGUUUCCCCAUGACAUUUAACAAGAAUGCUGUAGAUUAUUUGUAUAUUAGGUGAUAUUUUUCCUAGGAAACUGAAUGGGGUUCCGAAGUCAGUUGCUGUCUACUGGCUUAGAUUAGAGGUGUUUUGGGACUGCCAGAUGACUUUGUGAUAUAUAUUAAUGUAACACUACUGCACUAUUCAACCAGAAAACAUAGCACUGCCCUUGGCCCCAUCACCUAAGUGCCAUCUCCAGUGAUGUUAGUUCAUCCCUUACCUAAAACUGAAGAUAAAACUGACAAAGCAAUUUACCUUCCCUCACAUCACCGGGAAUACCUGCUUGAGUGAUGGACCAAAUAUUCCCAGGCAGUUUGGUAUGUUCUAGCAGUGAGGUGGCUGCAGACACGUCACUGAGCCCUCCAGAGUCCGUGCCUUGACCUUUAGUCUACGAUACACAUUAACCGUAUACCAGCAGCAAGUCAGGAACCAGGGGUGUUGGGGCAUUAGGCAAAGAACAGAACUAAGUCGUAACUUAGGGAUUAAAAUGUAGGUUUUCCUGACCUUUAAGGAAAAGUAAUUGUAACUAUUAUGAGUCCAAAUGUUAUUAAUAGCUACAAUACAAAAAUAAUCUCCAAUUUACAGAAUAUUUGCACCCAUAUAUACAUUUCAAAGUAUUUAAAGUAUUAACAAGGAAAUGGAAGCAUGUAAACUUAAAUUAGCUUAAUUGACUAGAGUGUAAAGUUAAGCACCACCACAGAAAACCAGUUACUUUUAUGUAUUAACAACUUUCCUCCAAAAUAUUUAUAGGAGUAAAGAAAGGAGUACCAAGUGGUCUGUCUGGAAUGCAUACUGGCUAUAACUAAUCGAUGUUUUUCAAUACCACAGCAACAGCAAUAACACACUGCAUAUCUGAAAUGUCUGGUGGCUGUCAACAUGUAUACUUUCCAUGCUGUGCUGUUACUUUCCUUGUUUCCAGAGAUUUAUUUAUCUUUCGUGUUGUUGACUCAUAAAAAUAUCUUGUUUUAGACACAACUGUAAAAACAAAUGCUUUACUUUUAUCACUCUGCAUAUCAGGAGUCCAUUCCUGAUCUUUACCUCUAGAGCAAAGUGAUAGAAGGCAAGCAUCUGUUUGUAUUUCUUGUUAUUAUUAUGGGUUUCAGAGGCCUUGUUAUAAAGUUUUUUGGAAUAACGUUUUAAGAAAGCAUCAGAUAAGGAUAAUUUGGCAAAGUAUAUUUCAGACCUUGCCCUAUUUUUGUCACUAUUAUAUAUUAGCAAUAUGUCAAUGAUUAAGGUACUCAUAAGAUUAACGUAAUGAUAAAACUCAACAGAUGAAGUACUUCCUUUUGUAAGGCUAGCAAACAUUGCUGUGGAGACAGCAGUGUGUGCCUGUGCUGAAAGCCCAACAUAUUAUACUGUUUCCAGCCUGAAUGCCCAAGCUCUCCAACUGUGAACACAGCAGGAGAGGUGUGGGGGGCCCUUGGAGGGCAGGCUGAUUCAGUGCCUGGAGAGGUAAAUCAAGGUUCCCUUUACUGUUUUGGUAAUGGAAAUGAGAAAAUAAUAAGAUUAAAAGAUAAAACUGAUGUGGCAAGGCACUGGGCUUGGUGCUACCACAAAGUGAAUGAAUCGUGCACCACCCAUGUAGAUGCACAACACCGUCUCCUUGGCAACAUUUACUAGCCUUGCUACAGGAAGUACUCCAUUUGCUGAGUUUUAUCAUUAUGCUACUCCUCUAAGUGCCGUAAGUAUCCAUAUUGUGCUAAGAAAUCCUAGUGAUGAAAAUGGGGCAAGGUCUGAAAUGUGCUUAGCCAAAUUAUCAUCCUUAUCCAACACUUUUGAACAGUUCAAAAGUUAUUGCCGAAAAACUAUAAAAUAUGGACUCACUUUUAUAGUAACUUUAACUGUUCAGUGUCCAAGAGUAAAAUAACUGUUGAGUGUUCAAAAGU